Messenger RNA from Caenorhabditis briggsae, 1332 nucleotides. Lineage: Eukaryota; Metazoa; Nematoda; Chromadorea; Rhabditida; Rhabditidae. The coding region runs from base 1 to 1332 and encodes 443 amino acids. The transcript is spliced from 5 exons. Gene Ontology annotation, molecular function: protein binding. Gene Ontology annotation, cellular component: Cul2-RING ubiquitin ligase complex. The record is from RefSeq and is a predicted model, not a curated record.
AUGAUUGGAGGUGUAGACGAAAACGAAAAGGGAAUCGGUGCAGUCUACGAUCUUCCAGCUGUUCUUCGAAGCAUUCUGAAACAAGAAUCACGAGAUAGUCUCACUCAUCUGGAUCUGAGCCCAGAAGCAACAGUAUUUCGCAAUCAGGGGCAUACGGAGCAUUUUGCUGAUGGAUGGGCAAGAGAGAUCGGUCAAAUGCUACCUUCCUUGAAGAGUCUAUCCCUCCGCCAUCGUAUUACGACUUCUAAAGAUUUCCAGGACAUCUGUUCAUUCUUUCCUAAUCUUGAAAACCUUGAUCUGGCUUAUACUGCCAUCGAAAGUUUGACUGGUAUUUCCCAGUUGACAAAGCUCAGAACCUUGAGAAUUGGAGGCUUGCAAUUUGAGAAGUCUCGUUGCCUUUUGGAUAUUUUCGACAUCGAGAAUCUUGAAAAUCUUAGUUUCGCUAAAACGAGCGUUUUUGGCGAUUCAGUCGGAACUAUCGAAACGUACUUACGCUCGCGACGUCCUUUCCCAAAUUUGAGGCAUUUGGAUCUUUGUUAUUCUUCCGUCGAAGACGAAGCUAUUCGAAAACUAGUAGAAGCGCAUCCGACACUGGAAUCUCUAUCUAUUACCGCCUCUGUUUCACUUCAGUACCCAGGACUCUCAGUUUUCCAUCCAGCAACUCUCCAAGCCGCCACAGAAGCGUUGAAAUUCUACUCUGCUGAAAAUAACGCGCCGAUGGUUGGAGCAAUGUUGGGGAACAUUUGCGGUGUUCUGGAUACUCGGGAUCGUCUGCCAGUGGAGGCUUUGGAAGACUGCUUGAAGCAAGUGGUUUCCUCUCUAGAAUCAUUCUGUUUUUUGAAAAUAGUCAUGAUGUUAGGAUCAAAGUGCUGCGAGAAACUUUUGAAAAUGGCUCCACUGAACACCUACAACCAAGAGGAUCUUGUUCGAUUGGUUAACUUUAUUAUAACGUCUAUCAGCCCAAGAGUCAAACUGAUUGAUAGCCAUUAUCUUGCUGAUAAGGCAACAUGCCCGUUGUGGAAUGUUCUUAACAACCGUGAAGUGUUAUUAAAUACUCCAUACAUUGAUUUGAAUCAAAUCUGCCGUCUCAACAUUUCGAUGCUUGAGAAGAUAUCAGAUCAACGAGGAUUUAUCACUUCACCAUGUUAUAUAACCAUCUUUGAUAUCAUCAAAGAUCGUAUAAAUACAAAUUUGGAAAUGUUCCAAUCGGUACAAAAAAGAAUCAUUGUGAAUCACAUUUCACAAACUCGCAACUACCUCGUUGUCUGGGAGCUCCAGGAGGACAUAGGUGCAGCAGACCGGCUUAUUCAAUUCAUUGAUAUCAAUUUUUAA